AUGGAUCUGGCCUACGACCACAUCGUCGAGGAGUCGCUCCCAAAGGAGGACGACGGCAAGCGCAACAAGACCGGCAACAGCGCCGAGCAGACGCAGAACAGCCUCAACGCCGAGUUUCAGGAUGCCUACAAGGCCUUUUCUGCGAGUCCGUGGGGCGCGCGGAUCGGCGGGUUCUUCGGGAAUGUGGUGAAACAGAGCGAGACCGUCUACCAGGGCGCACAGAAGGAACUCACCGCCGUCGGGAGCGAGGCCCAGCGCGGGUUCACCGGGCUGACCAACGCCGUCAUCAAUCGGACCAGAGGCCUGUCGCUGGCCGGCGGGGCAGAAGCUGGGGCCGCGGCUGGACAGCAGGAAAAGGGCGAAGAAACAUCCGGCGAGAAGCCCAAGGAGCUCACCACGGACGAGGCUAUCAAGGAGUCGGAGAACGUGCUCUCGCGGCUGCGGUCCGAGGCCGCCAAGCGGCUCAAGGACAUCCAGAGGGCCGAGGACGCGGCGGACGAGGCGCUGCUGCGGUUCGGCACCAACAUCAGCGCGUUCCUGCGGGACGCGGUGAGCAUCGCGCCGCCGUCGGGCGACGCCAACAACAACGGCCAGGGCGGCGACAACAACACCGUGCUGUUCGAGAGCAAGGACGCCGCGGGCAAGAGGGUCAUCCACACGAGCCGGUUCGACGCGCAGCUGCACGUCAUCCACACGUCGACCGAGAGCUUCACCAAGGACCCUGCGACGGGCGACUGGGACAGCUGGGGUAAGGAGUUUGACAUCAAGGCCCGGACCGAGGACAUUAGCCGGGACCUGGAGAAGUACCCGGAGCUGCGGUCGACGAUGGAGAAGCUGGUGCCCGAGACGAUACCGUAUGAGAACUUCUGGAAGAGGUACUACUUCCUGAGGCACGGCAUCGACAUUGCGGAGGCGAGGAGGAAGGAGCUCUUGAAGGCUGCAUCUGCCGAGGAAGAGGUCGGCUGGGAUGAGGACUCGGACGACGAGGCCGCCGGCCCAAGCAAGGCCGAGCCCAAGAGGCCCGGCUCUACAGGGUCAUCUACCACCAUCCAGCCCCCCACCAAGACGUCCGCGCAGCCGUCCACCCUCCUGAAGCCGAACGAAUCCCGCCGGUCCAACGACGAGAGGUCGCAGCCCGACAGCGAGACUAGCUACGACAUGGUCGGGGCCGCGUCCGGCGUCCCGAGCAACGCGCCCAACAGCCCCAAGGAAGGCCGCAAGGCGGACGAUGAUAGCGACGAGGACUGGGAGUAA
Molecule: messenger RNA, 1254 nt
Organism: Diaporthe amygdali
Lineage: Eukaryota; Fungi; Ascomycota; Sordariomycetes; Diaporthales; Diaporthaceae
Product: bsd domain-containing protein
Exons: 3
Coding region: 1-1254 (417 amino acids)
Cellular component (GO): cytoplasm
Source: RefSeq, a predicted model, not a curated record